Messenger RNA from Amaranthus tricolor (Joseph's coat), 1311 nucleotides. RefSeq names its product peroxisomal membrane protein 13-like. Gene Ontology annotation, biological process: protein import into peroxisome matrix, docking. The transcript is spliced from 5 exons. Bases 119 to 985 code for a protein of 288 amino acids. Gene Ontology annotation, cellular component: peroxisomal membrane; peroxisomal importomer complex; peroxisome. NCBI's taxonomy places the organism in Eukaryota, Viridiplantae, Streptophyta, Magnoliopsida, Caryophyllales, Amaranthaceae. The record is from RefSeq and is a predicted model, not a curated record.
AUCAUAUUAAAACCAAUAAUAAUGAGUACUAGUAUGAUUUAGGAUCAACUCCUUUUAUUUUCUCAUUCCACCACUUUUCUUGGCGCUUUCUCUCCCUAUCGCAACUUGAGAGUCGCCAAUGUCGUCUACAUCUCAACCAGGAGCCACUGGUCCUCCACCAAAACCUUGGGAUAGAGCGGGGUCAUCUUCAUCUGGUCCUGCACCAUUUAGGCCACCUUCAACCGGUGCGACCAGUGAUGUUGUUGAAGCUUCUGGGACUGCAAAGCCUGGAGAAAUCGUUUCUACUUCUGAUCGUAAUACUACUGUUAACACAAAUGCUGUUGGCAGGGCUCUCCCGACAAGGCCUUGGGAGAACAAUUAUGGAACCAGUAAUUAUGGAGGAUACAGCUCUGGCUUGACAUAUAAUUCUGGAUAUGGAUCAGGGAUGUAUAAUUCAUAUGGUGGCGGAUAUGGAGGGAUGUCUGGGAGUAUGUAUGGUAAUAGCAUGUAUAGAGGGGGAUAUGGUGGUGGUCUUUAUGGUGGUUCCGGAAUGUAUGGGGGAGGAAUGUACAAUGGUGGUUAUGGAGGAGCCAUGGGUGGUUAUGGAAUGGGCAUGGGAGGACCCUUUGGACCUCAAGAUCCGAAUAAUCAACCUCCCUCCCCACCAGGGUUUUGGAUUUCUUUCCUUCGUGUGAUGGAAGGAGUGGUAGGAUUCUUUGGGCGGAUAUCUUUUCUUGUUGAUCAGAAUACUCAAGCUGUUCACUUUUUCAUGUCUGCACUCUUACAGCUUUUUGACCGAGGAGGAGUGUUAUAUGCUGAAUUGGCAAGAUUUGUAUUUAGAAUUUUGGGGAUAAGAAGAAAAUCUAGGAAGAUUGGCCCUGUGGGUCCAAACGGCCUUCCAUUGCCCGCAUCGGACAUGCAAAAUGAUCAGAAACUUAUUGAGGGACCAAAAGCUGGGCCUGCUGGUGGCUGGGAUAAUGUAUGGGGCAACGAUGCAAGCAAAUAAAGCAACAAGUUUUGGUAGUUUUGCAGCGAUCUCAAGUUGAACCUUCUGGAUGCUAGAGAGCAAGAAAGGCCUCUCCAAGUCCAAGACCUACUCUUGUGCAGCGAAUGUGAGUUGGUUUUUGCAGCUAUCUCUUCUGCAAAUCUGUAUGUUUUGUACUAUAGUUCUAUAUUUUCUAUUCUCAUCUCAUUUGAUGUUAUAGAGAUUAAGAUGAAUGAAAUGCUGGCACUUUAUGGUUGUAGAUAUGUUCAUGCUACUGUAGCUGUACCUUGCGCCUGCUUCCUGGUUGAUAAAGUAAAAAAGGAAACUGCGAAAUUUUAAUACGUCAA